UUUGUAUUCAUUAUGGUUGAAUUAUUAUUUACAUUUAUACUAUGUUUCUAUUGGAUUAUAUUGAUUGAAUAUAAACGAAUUAAUCGAAAAAUCCAGAAUGAACAACCAUUAAAUUCGUUGACAAAUCGAUCGUUGACAUUGUUUAUACGUGAAAAUACCGAAUUAUUCAUAUUUGUAAAUCGUAUAUUUCGUUUAUAUUCAGUAAUUUUUCUUGUUUAUCUUGCUUGUUUUUUACCGGCCAAUCUUUAUCUUGUAUCAUGUUUGAUAAAAAUUUAUGAUAAUGAACUGGAAGCAGAUAUCAAACAAUUAGUAUUUACAUUAACCUGGAUAGCAUCACAUGCUGUUGGAAUGUUCGGUGUGCAUUAUGUUUGUACCCAAUAUUCAAAUUGUAUCCAUUCGAAUGGUAUCAAACGAUUGAUUCAUUUGAAUACUAUCAAAUCAUUUGUAAAAACAAAAUCAAUAAAUUUACAUUGGAAACUAUUAUCACAAAUCGAAAAAUUUCAUACAAACAAUCGUUAUGGUUUUUCUUAUGGAAAAUUUGGCUUGAUUAGUAUGGCCGGUUUGGUUCGGUUUUCACUCAUUUAUUGUAAAUUACUUAUGAUGGUCUACAAACAAAAAUAUUUACACUAG
Molecule: messenger RNA, 630 nt
Organism: Dermatophagoides pteronyssinus (European house dust mite)
Lineage: Eukaryota; Metazoa; Arthropoda; Arachnida; Sarcoptiformes; Pyroglyphidae
Source: RefSeq, a predicted model, not a curated record